Molecule: messenger RNA, 1571 nt
Organism: Coniophora puteana RWD-64-598 SS2
Lineage: Eukaryota; Fungi; Basidiomycota; Agaricomycetes; Boletales; Coniophoraceae
Exons: 2
Coding region: 75-1415 (446 amino acids)
Source: RefSeq, a predicted model, not a curated record
AGCAUCGGUGCAGAGCCAUCCGUAGCUGAAAGCAGGGCCUGACAGCGCCAUCUACCGAACUACCACUUGAUAUCAUGGAGGCAUCAACUGCUGAUGACGAUUCCUAUCUCGUUGUGAUCCCUCCGAUCAUGUCGCUUCCGACCGAAAUCCUCCUCAGAAUCAUCGAGUUAGCGAGUCAAUGGUCGACAAUGGGCUUCUUUAACGGCUGGCCCGAAUAUGUUGAAUAUACAGGUCCCAGUGCAGACAAGUUAGCUUUCGUCUGUCGGAGAUGGCUCGAUGUCCUCGCCAUGAAGCCAGUGUUCUGGAAAUCUCUGCAUGUUGCACUUGAUGGCGCUACCUUCGUCCCAAACAUCAUAGAAACAUUCUUUGCUGCCUCUGGCGAUAAUCAGCUGGAGAUCACCAUCACUUCCGGCGAUUCGGCCUCAUGCAUUCUCACGCCCUCCCAGGAGUGCGAACGCCUGGACUUUGUCAUGAAACAUAUGGCGCCCCACUUCGGACGUAUGUCCGAAAUCUCCAUCGAAGUGUUCUAUCGCUCCACCAUCGUCCACAUCAGUUCAUACUUCAAUAAUCGCACCAUGUCGCACCUAAGCGACCUGAAUCUUGUCUCAUACGACACAAACGACGUAUCCCCACUUCGUAUCUCAACUUUGGAGACACCUUCUCUUUCACAGCUGAAAACUGACGCUGGUAGCUUUAUGAACCUCAUGAAUGGCGGCAUCGCUUGGCAGGCAGGACGUCGUCUAUCUGGCCUCUGCGUCACGAAGUAUCGGCCGGCAUCUCACCUCGCCGUGAUUAACUCCCGACGCUUCUUGGAAGGUUUAAAAGCGAUGGCGAAGCUUAUGGCAGGUGUUCCUGACGUAUGGAUCGAGGUCGAAGAUGUGGCUCUGGACGGCGAAGAUAUCACUACCUUCACAAUGGAGAGGCUGGAGGGACUCCGCCUCUCUGAUAUUAGGGGUAAUGUUGCUUCCGCGAUUUGCAACAGCAUUACCUCUUCCACCGUUGCAUACGCAUGGAUUACCCGGUGCGAGCCCAUCUCACGUUGCACCGUCCCUGGCUUUGAACUCGAGGUCAAGGGGAUCAGCUCGAGUCUUUCGCUACUUCGUCUUCUUCAGGACUGGCAGGGCUGGGAGUUAGCUAUCACGAACUGUGGAGGGUUCGACGACUGGGUACUUGGAGCUCUAGCAGUCUCCAGCAUGCGCAACGGGCGCACUUGCCCACAGCUGCGUACUCUCAAGAUAAUCGGUGGCACGUUCUCCGUAGCCGCGUUGCAGCGCAUGUGUGAGAUGAGGCUUGACGAUGAAGAAGGUCGCAUUCAACGACUGAUGGUGGAAGGUGGGCCAGAACUGAAGGAAGAUCUUCGGAAAUGGUUCGAGGAUAACACUGAACAUUUUUCCUGGCGCGACAUAUGUCCUUGAAGCUGUCUGAGGAAGUUUAACUCACGGUCAGCAGGAGUCGACAUUCGUACGGUUUCCCUUUCCUAUGCAUUCUGGCUUGAUCAAACCAGUAUGAAUAAGUAGCUAUACCAAUGUGCUUUCUGACAUAUUAGUGAAGAAAAUCUAUGUAUGUAAUCU